GACUGAAGCUCCUGCAGAAACCAUGACCUCCAGCCUCAUGUCCCGCUCCUCCUCCCACUCCAUCCGCUCCUCCGUGGGUGGAUCCGGGGGCUCCAUAAUCGGAUCAGGGAGCUCCAUGGUGGGUUUUGGAGACGGCUCGAGGAUCUCCGCCAUGAGAGCCGGCAGCGUGUACGGUGGGGCUGGGGGCUCCGGGGUGCGCAUCUCCUCUUCCUCCAUGGGUGGAGGCUACUCCUCCAUGGGUGGAGGCUACUCCUCCCAGAUGAGCUUCGGUGGGUCCGGGUUGGACGAUGGCCUGGUCGGGAACGAGAAGUUCACAAUGCAGAACCUGAACGACCGUCUGGCCUCCUACCUGGAGAAGGUGCGGCGGCUGGAGAAGGCCAACGCCGAGCUGGAGCUGAAGAUCCGGCAGUUUGUGGAGAACAAGGUGGGGCCCUCCACCCGGGACUACAGCGGCUUCUACAGCACCAUCAGUGAGAUCACUGAUAAGAUUCAGAAUGCCAUCAAGGUGAACGGAGCCGUCCACCUGAACAUCGACAACGCUCGGCUGGCUGCUGACGACUUCAAGACCAAGUAUGAGAACGAGUUGGCAAUGCGUCAGUCUGUGGAGGGCGACAUCGCGGGUCUCCGGAGGGUUCUGGACGAGCUGACUUUGGCCAGGACGGACCUGGAGAUGCAGAUCGAAAGUCUGAGGGAGGAGCUGAUCUACCUCAAGAAGAACCACGAGGAGGAGCUGCUGGCCAUGCGCGCUCAGAUGAGCGGUCAGGUCCAUGUGGAGGUGGACGCCGCGCCCGCUCAAGACCUCAACAAGGUCAUGGAGGAGAUCAGAGAACACUACGAAGGUGUCGCCGCCAAGAACCGCAAAGAGCUGGAGAACUGGUUCCAGGCCAAGACAGAGACCCUGAACAAAGAGGUGGUGUCUCAGACGGCGACGCUGCAGACGUCCAAGAGCGAAGUGACAGAAGUGAAACGGACGCUGCAGUCCCUGGAGAUCGAGCUGCAGUCCAUGCUGGGGAUGAAAGCGUCUCUGGAAGCUACCCUGGCUGAGAUUAAGAACAGAUACGCCAUGAAAUUGAACGGCUAUCAGAUGCAGGUUACGAGUCUGGAGGACCAGCUGGUGCACCUGAGGGCUGACAUGGAGCGACAGGGAAGUGAUUAUCAGACCCUGCUGGACCUGAAGACCCGACUGGAGAUGGAGAUCGCGGAGUACCGGCGCCUGCUGGACGGAGAGGCCAUCGGCUCCUUGUCCUCCUCCACCUCGACCAAGCGGGUGGUGACAAUGGUGCAGGAGGUGGUGGAUGGGAAGGUGGUCUCCUCCUCGUCUUCCACGACCUCCUCGUCUGUGACACACUGAAGCAGUCUCUCAGCAGCUCCUCUUUGUUCACUGACCUCAGAUCAGAUUCAACAAUAAAACCAGUUCAGAUCAGC
This is a messenger RNA of Nematolebias whitei (Rio pearlfish), 1425 nucleotides long. Its product is annotated as keratin, type I cytoskeletal 13. NCBI's taxonomy places the organism in Eukaryota, Metazoa, Chordata, Actinopteri, Cyprinodontiformes, Rivulidae. Gene Ontology annotation, molecular function: structural molecule activity. Bases 23 to 1351 code for a protein of 442 amino acids. The transcript has 8 exons. The record is from RefSeq and is a predicted model, not a curated record.